This is a messenger RNA of Penicillium coprophilum, 1530 nucleotides long. Its product is annotated as ferric reductase-like transmembrane domain-containing protein. The coding region runs from base 1 to 1530 and encodes 509 amino acids. Lineage: Eukaryota; Fungi; Ascomycota; Eurotiomycetes; Eurotiales; Aspergillaceae. Gene Ontology annotation, biological process: sexual sporulation resulting in formation of a cellular spore; regulation of conidium formation; conidium formation. The record is from RefSeq and is a predicted model, not a curated record. The transcript has 2 exons.
AUGGCGGACCCCGAGAAGAACGACCUGUCCAUACCAGAGCUCCCGGCCAGAGCUGUUGUCGCCAAUCAUGAUAAUGUCGUUGACAAUUACUCUUCCGAUGAGGUCGCCAAAGAGGUCCCCAAAGAGUUCUCCAAGGAGGCUCAACCGACAGAGCCCCGACGGAAGCGGUUCGCGCACUUCAGAUAUUCCGUGUUUACCGUUUAUCGACGGCUGUUCACUUUCGUAUUUUGCGUGAAUCUCGCUCUGUUCCUCUACGUGGUGAUCUCUGAUCGGAAGCUUCUCUCACUCGUUGAUGCAACAGCCGUGAAUUUGCUGGCUUGCGGUCUUGCUCGACACCCGAUGAUGGUAAAUGCCAUCUAUCGAGCCGUGUGCUCAAUUCCCCGAAGUGCACCGCUGUCCUUGCGUCGCAGGGCUGCCAAGGCUGCUCACUACGGUGGUGUUCACAGUGGUUGUGGAACCGCAUCUUUGGUGUGGUAUAUUGGAUUUGUUUCCGUGCUGUCGCAAAUGUAUUGGCAAAACAUUCCUAUCAGUACAGCAACAGAUGCCUGUUUCUCAGCCGCGCCAAUAGUUGUCGCCUACUUUACUCUUGUGCUACUCUUUGUGAUGGUCAUCGUUGCAUACCCAACUUUCCGCAGAAGAAUGCAUGAUUACUUUGAGCUCACUCAUCGAUUUACCUCAUGGCUGAUUCUGGCCCUCUUCGUGGCCUUGGUCAUGAUAUUUGCGCAUGAAUCGAGUAGGGCAGCGGAAGAAAGUCUUGGCCACUUCCUCAUUACUCUUCCUGCAUUUUGGCUCUUGAUAGCAGCUAUCGUAGCCAUAGUCCAUCCAUGGCUACUUUUGCGCAGGGUUCCUGUACAGGCUGAGCCCCUGUCUACGCAUGCUGUGCGACUGUCCUUUGACUUCACCCAAAUCAGCUUCGCAAAGGGCGUCCAAGUCUCCAAGCAUCCUUUACGCGAUUGGCACAGUUUUGCUGGCUUUCCAGACCCGAUUCCUGUUGCUGAGGUCCCAUCUGACAAGAACACGCCGGGCAAGAAGCCGUUUGUCAAAGGCCACGGGCAUAAGAGGAGUUGGUCUAUUGUCGUGUCAAAAGCAGGUGAUUGGACGGCCGAUACCAUCCGUGAACCGCCAACCCACCUCUGGAAGCGUGGGGCGCUGAUGCGCGGCGUCGGAUACGGCCUUCGUGUUUUCGACCGCAUUAUCAUCGUGACCACUGGAUCUGGGAUAGGGCCUUGCCUCGGGUUCCUCGGCGACGAAAACCGACCGAAAAUCAAGGUCAUCUGGCAGACACGUGAUCCGGUGAAGACAUACGGCCAGGAUGUCAUUGAUCUUGUUCAUAAGAUGAGCCCAGACCCGAUUAUCUUCGAUACCAGUCGCGAUGGCCGUGUCGACAUGCUUCCUACCAUUCGACGGCAAUUCAAGGAAUUCAGAGCGGAAGCGGUCUUCGUGAUCAGCAACCCUGCUGUAACGCAAAGUAUUGUGUACGAGUUUGAAUCACAGGGGAUUCCAGCCUAUGGUCCAAUUUUUGAUUCAUGA